Molecule: messenger RNA, 4265 nt
Organism: Mya arenaria
Lineage: Eukaryota; Metazoa; Mollusca; Bivalvia; Myida; Myidae
Exons: 4
Coding region: 654-1664 (336 amino acids)
Molecular function (GO): metal ion binding
Source: RefSeq, a predicted model, not a curated record
CCGUGCAAAUGUGUAUCACUUGCGAGUUAAUCAAUACCAAGUACGUAUUCAGUAUAAAACAUAUGUGAAUGUGAAGCGAACAUUGUGACAUUUAUAUAAGAUAUCAGACAACUAUAAUGUAUAUAUCAGAUCAUGGCGAGGAUUACCAUUCUAAGGUCGCACAUGGUGAAACAAUUCACUGAUCAAACGACGAUUUGGUGCUUAAAACGCCUGCGGACGACAGAUAACCCAAGCUGGAUACGAUUAGCAAAAGGUCGUGCUCGGAAUACAAAUUACCUUUAAGUUCUCGAUUUUAAAUACAAGUCUGUGGGUAUUUGUACUAUAUAAUGUGUAUAAUGAGGCUCAAAGUUUAGAUUAAGUUCAAUGGACGAUGUCAUACCUCUAAAACCGGUGUGUUCAAUGCUGGCGGUAUUAGUGUGACUGAUUAGGACAAAGUCGAUUGGAUUAUUUCACCAAGGAAUUCACCUUACGAGUCAACAUUUUUUAUUCAUUCUUAUAUAUAUCGCUCUUUACAAACAUACUUGGUCAUACAUCCAGAUUUGUGAUAUUACAUGUUGACGCAGUACUUGGAAUCCAGGAAAAUAUUCGUACCCGCAAUAAAUGCAAGAUGAUUAGCCGAUGGAUGACUAAACGUGAACUGGCUCGUUGACAGAAUGGCGAACGGAUUAAAGAUGAACGGUUGCCACGACAACGUGUUCCACCCCGGGGAACCUAAGAAUGGCUUAAAGCCCGUGUACACGGCCAAUUCCAGUGAAUUUGGGGGCCGGAAAAUCCGGAAAGUGAGCGAUAAAGAGUACCAAAGAGAUGUCACCAUAGGCAAGGCCCCGGACACUUUCCCGUGCGGGCACGUGCUGUGUCACAAGUGCAUACGGCGGCAUAUGACACCUUCACUGGAGGAUAAACUGUGUUGUCCGCUCUGUGGUAAAGAGGCCUCCAAAAUAUUCACCGCGGACCCAGGGACAUCCCUAGGUUAUAACGUAGACGAAGUGGACAAUAUAACGUUGUUAUCCAAUUUUGACGAUAUGACAAAGAAAUUCAAUGGACUCAAGUUUUCAAUACGCCAGCUCCACCGAGAGUCUGUGCAGUCCCGAAGCCUUGCUAUGACCUUCACGAACUGUGGUUGCCACCUGUGUAACGAAAACCACGGAACCCUCCAGGUGUUACAAGAGUUUAACGAGCUACAGGUGACCCAUGUGAGGCCCAAACUGCCACCAAGAGCUUAUUACAGGUUAUGUCAGGGUGAUGUGGUGACGUCAUUCUACAGUCAGGUGAACUCGUGCUGUAUAUGUGUGCCGUGUACGUACAAGGAGCUCCGGGAGAGCGAACACUUCCCCACCCUCCGUCUCCUCUCCGAUAACGAGGCCACUCACAACCCGAUAAGCGUCCUGGCGGAAGUCGGCAAAAUAAUCGCGAAGAACACCGCUCCGCUGGAGUCCCUGCACGGGAAAAAUGUGAUAGAGGUCGACCACAAGAUCCGGCUGCAGGAGUCGGCAGACGAAUUUAAUUUCCGGGAGACGUCAGACCGGAUCAAGCGCAUGGUGACGGAGCAGGAGCAAAACCUCAUCAAAUUGGCGUCAUACCGGAUUCAGGACAAGGGCGGCCUUUAUCACAUUAAGGGGAGCAACUCUAUCGAACAGAACCUCAACGAAAGUGUCGUCUGGUAGUUGUGCGGUGUUAAUGAUAGCUGUUUUAUGGAACUGUGUAACAUUAAUGUUUGUACUAUCAGUGUUUUGUCCUAGCGGGGUCGGGACGGAGGGCAUUUAGACAGACUACACAAGCAGCUUCGGAGUGUUCCAAACAUCAAAACUAUGGUGAGGUUAAACAAGAAUCAAGCCGUUCAAGUCUCGCCUGUCGGGACUCAUCCAUGGACGAAACAUUUGUUUUUCAGUUGGAAAAGAGGAACCUUCUAAGCUGUGUUUCACGUUUCUGUCAUACAUGUUUUUGAAUGCGGUGGAGUGAACUUAAACGGCUGUCAAUGGAAACUUGUUCAACGCGGCAACGGAAUGGUUGCGCAUAUAAUUAUUGUUUUAAAAUCAUAAAUACACGCUUUGGUUAAAAAAUCAGUUCAUGACAAACCAUAAAUGCAGACCUUAGAUUGAAUAAGUAUGCUAAGGUCUAAAAAUGUUUGCUUCGUCUAUUUAUUAAAUACCCGAUAUGCAUAAUUUGUGAACACGAAUCUCGAAAACAUAUUGCAACAUGUGUGUUAGUGUACUGCCUUAAGGCAGUUAUGUUCAGAUUAUAUUCAUGCAACUAUUUUACCUAUGUCGAACUGUUUGCCUGAUUGAAACUGCGUGUUACCGGUCUACAAGGUUGUAUGUAUUUAGGUGGAACGAAAAUAAUCAUUCGUUUUUGUAAUUUUAUAUUUUAAGUAGCUUUUGCCGAUGUAAAUUUAAUGGUGCUUGACUAUAAAAAACUUAUUGAAUUGAUUAUCAUUUUUAUCUUACACAAUAAUAUCCAGUCGAGAGUAUUAAUUAUUGUCAUAACUGCUUGCCUACGUCACUGUGAUGUUAUUUGUUAGUGUUGUUGCUUUACAAACAUUGUAUAUGUCUCAUCUCAUUAUCUAAGGCCAUUGAGAGAUCUGAGGCUAGUGGGUGAUAUGUAGCUUGUUAUUGAUGUUUGUAUAUGUCUCAUCUCAUUAUCUAAGGCCAUUGAGAGAUCUGAGGCUAGUGGUGGAUCUGUACUUGUUAUUGAUGUUUGUAUAUGUCUCAUCUCAUUAUCUAAGGCCAUUUAGAGAUCUGAGGCUAGCGGGUGAUAUGUAGCUUGUUAUUGAUGUUUGUAUAUGUCUCAUUUCAUUAUCUAAGGCCAUUGAGAGAUCUGAGGCUAGUGGGUGAUAUGUAGCUUGUUAUUGAUGUUUGUAUAUGUCGCAUCUCAUUAUCUAAGGCCAUUGAAAGAUCUGAGGCUAGUGGUGGAUCUGUAGCUUGUUAUUGAUGUUUGUAUAAUUUUUGUCUCAUCUCAUUAUCUAAGGCCAUUGAGAGAUCUGAGGCUAGUGGUGGAUCUGUAGCUUGUUAUUGGUGUUUGUAUAUGUCUCAUUUCAUUAUCAUGACCUUAAGGCUAAAAUGAAUUAAACUUGGUAAACUCCAUGUAUUCUAAUUUCCAUUGAUGUAAAGCCGUAUUGCUGUGCUAGUCGUGACGUUUUGUGUUCACCCAGGCGUGUGUACUGCAUCUAUACGACUGGGGUUGCCCUCACCCAGGCGUGUGUACUGCAUCUAUACGACUGGGGCUGCCCUCACCCAGGCGUGUGUACUGCAUCUAUACGACUGGGGUUGCCCUCACCCAGGCGUGUGUACUGCAUCUAUACGACUGGGGUUGCCCUCACCCAGGCGUGUGUACUGCAUCUAUACGACUGGGGUUGCCCUCACCCAGACGUGUGUGCUGCAUCUAUACGACUGGGGUUGCCCUCACCCAGGCGUGUGUACUGCAUCUAUACGACUGGGGUUGCCCUCACCCAGGCGUGUGUACUGCAUCUAUACGACUGGGGUUGCCCUCACCCAGGCGUGUAUACUGUAUCUAUACGACUUUGGUUGCCCUCACCCAGGCGUGUAUACUGUAUCUAUACGACUUGGGUUGCCCUCACCCAGGCGUGUAUACUGUAUCUAUACGACUUGGGUUGCCCUUACCCAGGCGUGUGUACUGCAUCUACACGACUGGGGCUGCCCUCACCCAGGCGAGUAUACUGCAUCUAUACGACUGGGUCUGCCCACAUUGUAACAUGUCAUCAAUUAGAUAAUAAUACUGGCAUGUAUAUAUACACAUAUUGGACAAUCAGUCUAAAUAAUAUUAUACUGUGUGAUUGUGUCGUGGUGUUAAUUUUGUUUAGGGUGGUCAAUUCAUUCAAGUCGUUUAUAGUAAAAGGUAUUUCUUCUGUAAAAAUAUAUCUGUCGAUAGUGAUAAUUUUAAUAUUAUCGUGGUUAAUGUAAUGUAUUUGUUAAUGUAUGUAAAUGUCAGGUGCAGUCUUCGUUUCGCUAUAAGUGUUGAUGCGUUUCUAAUGUUUUUGCUUUCAAUUUUAAGGACUAUUUUAACACCCUUUCAUUUUGUAAAUAUCCAUUCACAUUGUAUUUAUACUGUAUCGAGAAAAUUGGUGUUUACCAAGACAGUUACUGAUCGAUGUUAUUUAUUGUUAAGAUGUUAUGUCAAACGAGAGAUCUCUACAAAGGGAGACAACCAGGAACUGUUAUUUAAUGUUUAUAUAUAGUUGUUACUGAACUUGAUGCUUUGUUAUGAUGCAAAAUGGGUGUUGCAAAACUAUUAAAUUUGGCACAUUUAAA